Naegleria fowleri is the source of this 930-nucleotide messenger RNA. RefSeq lists its product as uncharacterized. The transcript has a single exon. Gene Ontology annotation, biological process: mitochondrial respiratory chain complex I assembly. Gene Ontology annotation, cellular component: membrane. The record is from RefSeq and is a predicted model, not a curated record. Bases 1 to 930 code for a protein of 309 amino acids. NCBI's taxonomy places the organism in Eukaryota, Heterolobosea, Eutetramitea, Acrasida, Naegleriidae.
AUGUCCUCACUCACCAACAAACUCUCGCAAUGGGUGAAAAAAGUGGUUAAUUCUGCUACGGUCGGCAAUGCAGCAGCAACAUCCAGAAAAUUCGUUGGAAAGGACCUGAAGGGAAAUAGUUAUUAUUCCGAAAUUAUGGGAGGAAAAGAAAGAAGAACGGUGGAGUACAGCUCCGACUAUGAUAAAUCCAUUUUACAUCUUCCUCAAGAUUUACCGUUAGAAUGGGUCUCAUGGCUCAAGUACAUGAGAGAUCAUCCACCCACCGAGAAGGAAUCUAAAAUGUUAGACGAAUACAGAGAAAGGCUCAGAGUUAAUGGCGAAAAGUGGGAUCAAGAGCAACAAAGACAAGCGUUGCAGAGUCAAGCCAAUGAGGCCAUGAAACGAGCAGGAUUGAGAGGAUAUGGUAGUACGACCAAUUACGAAAAUACUGGAACCUCCUAUUCAACGGAUAAACCUCCUUCAUUUCAAUUUAUUGCAGAUCGUUUGAGACAAGAAGGAGGAAUGUCGUCCGAUGCAGAGUCGUUGGCUAGUGAAGUUGAAAAUUCUGAAAGGUUGCAAAACACAAACAUUUCACGGAUAUUGACUGCAAGUGGAGAAUUGAAAUCGACCUAUUCAUCGCAAGAUAUUGAACAGAGAGAUGAAAGAUUAAAAAAAUUGGAGCAAACAGAGAGCAAUACACAAAAAGAUCCAUAUGCACAUUUAAUUCCUGAUCCACGAUUGAAAAGAUCUCGUACCGAUGAAGAUAUUCAGGAUAUCAUUGAUAGAGAAAAUAAGGAAUAUGAUUUACCAAAGGAUUUAUCAAAUCCAUCGAAUUUGUCACAAGAGGAAAUUAGAAAUAUCACAAGACAUUACUCUCGAAGUAGGACAAGCCCUUUUCUCGGCAAAAAGCCUCAAAUUAGAGCAAACUCGAAUUACAAAGUUGAUGAAUAA